This is a messenger RNA of Rhinichthys klamathensis goyatoka, 2652 nucleotides long. Its product is annotated as interferon-induced GTP-binding protein MxB. NCBI's taxonomy places the organism in Eukaryota, Metazoa, Chordata, Actinopteri, Cypriniformes, Leuciscidae. Bases 68 to 1945 code for a protein of 625 amino acids. Gene Ontology annotation, cellular component: cytoplasm; nucleus; membrane. The record is from RefSeq and is a predicted model, not a curated record. The transcript has 13 exons. Gene Ontology annotation, molecular function: GTP binding; microtubule binding; GTPase activity. Gene Ontology annotation, biological process: defense response to virus.
CAGCGCCUGACAUAUCGAAGUUGCCUAUUUCUCUUUGUUAUUUAGACAUUUCCGACGUUGGUUGAGGAUGGAGAAAACAGGUUAUACGUUCAGUCAGCAAUAUGAGGAAAAAAUCCGCCCUUGCAUCGACACUAUCGACAAUUUACGUUCUUUGGGAGUCGAAAAGGACCUGGCGUUGCCUGCCAUCGCCGUCAUUGGAGACCAAAGCUCAGGAAAGAGUUCUGUUCUGGAGGCGCUGUCAGGGGUAGCGUUACCCAGGGGUAGUGGAAUUGUUACACGAUGCCCUCUUGAGAUCAAGAUGAUAAGAACUACAGGCGAGGACAAAUGGCAUGGGAGAAUCAGUUACAAGAACUAUGAGGAAGACAUUGAUGACCCAGCAGAAGUGGAGAAAAAGAUUCGUGAAGCCCAGGAUGAGAUGGCUGGACCAGGUGUUGGUAUUAGUGAUGAUCUCAUCAGUCUGCAGAUCCAUUCUGCCAAUGUUCCUGACCUCACUCUCAUUGACCUUCCCGGGAUUGCACGAGUGGCAGUCAAGGGUCAACCUGAGAAUAUUGGAGAUCAGAUUAAGAAACUGAUCAGGAAGUUUGUUACAAAGCAAGAAACUAUCAACCUGGUUGUGGUGCCAUGCAAUGUUGACAUUGCGACCACAGAAGCAUUGCAGAUGGCUCAGGGGGAGGACCCUGAGGGCGAAAGAACUUUAGGCAUCUUAACAAAGCCGGAUCUGGUGGAUAAGGGCACUGAAGGGACAGUGGUAGACAUUGUGCACAAUGAGGUCAUUCACCUUACUAAAGGCUACAUGAUUGUAAGGUGCAGGGGACAAAAAGAGAUUAUAGAUCAGGUCACUCUUAAUGAGGCCACAUUAACAGAGGAUGCCUUCUUCAAAGACCAUCCUCAUUUCAGCAAACUCUAUGAAGAAGGUUUUGCUACUAUUCCCAAGUUGGCUGAGAAACUAACAAUUGAGUUGGUUCAUCACAUUCAGAAAUCCCUGCCUCGUUUAGAAGAACAAAUCGAGGCGAAGCUCGCUGAAACACAGAAGCAACUGGAGGCAUACGGCAACGGACCCCCAUCAGACCCUGCAGAAAGACUGAGCUUUCUCAUUGAUAAAGUUACAUCUUUCACACAUGAUACCCUCAAUCUGACCACUGGAGAAGAGGUGAAAUGUGGAUCAGAUUUACUGAUUUUUCCAGAACUUCGUGAAGAAUUUGCAAAAUGGAAUGUCUUCUUGGAUCGGUCUGGAUAUUCCUUCAACGCAAAGAUUGAGAAAGAAGUUGAUAACUAUGAAGCCAAAUAUCGGGGAAGAGAGCUUCCAGGAUUCAUCAAUUACAAGACCUUUGAGGGGCUUGUCAGGGAACAGAUCAAGCUGUUGGAGGAACCUGCAUUAAAGACAUUAAAGACUGUCUCUGAUGUGGUUAGAAGGAAGUUCAUCCAGCUGGCACAGUUCAGCUUCAUUGGAUUCCCUAAUCUUCUGACAACAGCAAAGACUAAGAUCGAAGCCAUCAAGCUGGAUAAAGAAUCAUUGGCAGAAUCCAUGCUGAGGACCCAAUUCAAGAUGGAGCUCAUUGUUUACAGUCAAGAUGGCACAUACAGCCAGAGCUUGAGAGAUGCAAAGGAAAAGAUGCAAGAGGAUGAAGACACUGGAGACAGUUUGAAUUGCAUAAGCUUUAGCACAGACAGUCAUGCCACCUUGCGAGAGAUGAGGUUGCACCUAGAGUCCUACUACGUGAUUGCAAGCAAGCGGCUAGCCGACCAGAUCCCAAUGGUGAUCCGCUAUAUGUUGCUCCAGGAAGCAGCUUUGGAGCUGCAAAGGAACAUGUUGCAGUUGCUGCAUGAUAAAGAUGGUGUGGAAAACCUGCUUAAAGAAGACUUUGACAUUGGCCAAAAGCGGGAGAGCUUACUGAGUCGACAGAAACGUCUGAUGAAAGCACGCAGCCUCUUGGUUACCUAUUAGAAUUCACUUCAUAUAUAGUCGAUUUCAACAAUAUGCUCAUGAGGUUAUAGCUUGAAAUAUUACAUUUACAUUACAUUUUACAUUUAAUCAUUGAAUCAUGCUGUCUUGCCCCAUAUAAUACGCAGUGUGUCAGGAAUUUUGGGCAUCCUAUUUGACUGUAGCUUAAAGUUUGACAAACCGGUCACUGCUGUUGUCAAGUCAUGUUUUCUAUCAACUUCGCCUACUUAGCAAAGCCCUUUUCAUCCACAUGAGCAAUUUUGAACUACUGUAAUUUGCUGUAUAAUGGCAUUUCUCAGGCUUCCAUCUCUCGUCAGCAGCUGGUACAAACGCUGCUGCUAGACUAAUCAAAGGGAAACACAAACAUGACCACAUUUCUCCUAUUUUAAUUUCUUUGCACUGGCUCCGUCGAGUAUCAGAUUGAUUUUAAACUCAUUAUUUGCCUACAAAGUCCUCAAUAACCAUGCACCUCAAUACUUAACUGAUUUAUGGGUCCUGCAUACCCCUUCUAGAACCUUAAGAUUUUGUGACCUUGGCCUACUCACUGUCUCUAGAGUUAAACUUAAAAAUCGUGUCUAUUUCGCUUUCGCUAUACUGCUGGACCGAAACUCACUUGGAAUAGCCUUCCUCUUUAACUUAGGCAUGGCCCAUCUAUCACUGCUUUUAAAUCCUAUCUUAAGACAUUUAUUCUCCCUGGCUUUUUAACAUAC